AUGACUAGACACGUUCGUGUGUUAAAAGCUAGUGCAAAUCUGGAAAAUCCGGGUAUCUUGAACCGACAUUGCUUAAUACCUUUCCGUCAUAUCGCCAAAGAUUUCCUUGAACCUCUCUCCAAGCACAGCGUGAAGCAUAUAAUUCUCCUUACUCCGUCUGACGACGAGCCCAUCUGGAGAACGUGGUUCAAUGACCCCGCCAAUUCUGUAUCUCAGGACUUCAAGAACACUUACGGAGGAGUUAUGCUCCAAACAAGUCAUUUCCCUCUUCUCACUUCUUUGGAAAUUAGUGGCACUUGCUACGCUUUCAUGGCUGAGGAUGAUAUUGCUGAAUACGUUUGGAAACUUCCCAAUUUAAUCCGAUUCCGGGCCCAUAGCACAGCGACUCUAUCUUUCCCUACUAGGGCUCAUAAUGGCCAGCUUGAUAUAAGACUUCCCGAAUAUGUUGUUGUUGACAAGCUAUUCCAAUCGUUACAAAGCUUCGAAGUCUUGGGAACGAACCUCGACGAUAAUUUCUUCAGUAUCUUGUCGGGCGCACCCAAGCUCAAAAAACUUCAUAUUUAUCUACAGAAUCCCCCACGGCUUAUUGAGAGAAUGAAGGACUCUAUUGCCAAUGACGACAACACUUGGCCAAGCUUGAGGUCAGUUAUUUUAUCAAAUGUUGUGCGGACAAAUCCUCAGAGGAUUUGGCUUGAGAACUGGGGAAACGGUCGUGAUCCGCCGGUGAACAUCAGGUUUCAUCAAAGCCAGAGACUACCCGACGUACCUGGUCAGAAUGCAGACCAGGCGCAACAAAACCCCCAGGACCAACACAACCCAGAAGCAACAGACGGCGAUAAUUUAUCUGAUGGCGAGAAUAGUGAAUUGAGCGUCGAGGAUUGGACAUCUUCAAGUUGGCUAAGAGACCAUGAGUAA
Molecule: messenger RNA, 915 nt
Organism: Melampsora larici-populina 98AG31
Lineage: Eukaryota; Fungi; Basidiomycota; Pucciniomycetes; Pucciniales; Melampsoraceae
Exons: 2
Coding region: 1-915 (304 amino acids)
Source: RefSeq, a predicted model, not a curated record